Aspergillus chevalieri is the source of this 3261-nucleotide messenger RNA. Its product is annotated as phosphatase family protein. Gene Ontology annotation, molecular function: phosphatidylinositol-4,5-bisphosphate 5-phosphatase activity. The coding region runs from base 1 to 3261 and encodes 1086 amino acids. Gene Ontology annotation, biological process: phosphatidylinositol dephosphorylation. The transcript has a single exon. NCBI's taxonomy places the organism in Eukaryota, Fungi, Ascomycota, Eurotiomycetes, Eurotiales, Aspergillaceae. The record is from RefSeq and is a predicted model, not a curated record.
AUGAGUCCCAGCGCGGAGCAACAGUCCGCCCCCGGAGGAUACACCUCGGACAGCGACAACAGUGCGGUCUCUCCCGGCGGCGGCCCUCUCGAUCCCUUCUCGCUUUCGCAGGGCAUCAGAGCACGCAGGUCAGAAUACACCCGGCAAGAAACGAUCCGGAUUAAAGUCGCUACAUGGAACGUCGCCGGUAUACACGGUACGGAGGAGGAUAUCGGGAAAUGGUUCGUGAACAGCAAGGGAAUUAGCGAGGGUCUUUCGGGUGUACACAUCUCGGAAACCGGGAAGCCUGAGGCAUGGAACGAGAGAAAGAGCAGUGAUGCUGGUACAGGACGGAGAAGGUCGUCUAUGGAUGCUUCCGACAGGCAAUGGAGACGCGGAUCCGCUGUUCCAUCGGCAGACUUUGAAUCUGAUGACGUUGGACUCUAUGCUCUUGGGUUGCAGGAGAUUGUCGAUAUUUCGUCUGCGACGGAGGCUUUGAGACCGUUUACUGAUCCAGCACCGGCGAAUCGGUGGAAGACGGCGGUUCAGAAGGCUCUGCCGCCUGGGUACCAGCUCGUCGCUGAGACGCAGUUGCUUGGUCUGCUGCUACUUAUCUAUGCCGCGCCCCGGGUUAUCAAUAAUAUAUCUGGCGUUAGUACUUCCAGUGUAGGUACUGGGUUGUUAGGAUACAUGGGCAACAAAGGUGCCGUAUCGACGCGCUUGGUGCUUGGCGAGACUACAUCUAUGGUAUUUGUGAACUCGCACUUGGCAGCUGGUUCGGAUAAGGGUAGCUUGGAGCGGCGGAAUUGGGAUGCCGCUCAAAUCAUCAGCCGCACGAAGUACUCACCUAUCGAUCUUGAAAAGGGUCCUCCUGACUAUAUCGGGAAAGAGGACUUUGCAUUCUGGUUUGGUGAUCUUAACUAUCGACUCGGGGAUAUCCCAGGAGGCGAUGUGCGCCAGGUCCUGUCUCGACACACGGAGAACGAAUACGAUAAUCGACACCAGUCGACACGCACACUCGAUGACCGUCCUUCAUCUCCGCGCAACAUUGUCGAGGAGGGAGAAAUGGAUCCGCCCCUAAGCAGCGCGAGCAAAGGCCAUCCGGCGCUGUCGGACAAAGAGAUUGACCCGCAUGCUGACCCGGCUUCUCUUCAGACCACUAUCGCAUCUCUUCUUCCUCAUGACCAGCUUCGUAUACAGCAACAGAACGGGAAGGCUUUCCACGAGGGAUGGCGGGAAGGCGAUAUCACCUUCCUGCCGACUUAUAAAUAUGACGUGGGUAGCGUGGCUAGGUUCGACUCGAGUGAGAAACACAGAGGUCCCAGUUGGUGUGAUCGGAUUUUGUUCCGGACACGCGAGGACAAGCAAAGACAUGAGCGCCUCAACCGCGAACUCGCAGAAUCUCGAAAGAAAGACGAAGAGAUGAAGGCUCGGGGCCUGGAUAAGGCUGCGGCUGAUGAUAACGUCCUGUUCGACUACGAUCCAGAAGUCGACGGCGCGGAUAGUGUCGAGGAGAAUGAACCAUCCCAGGAUAAAUCUGAUGAUGGUACGUCGUCGGAGUAUCAGCUUGAACGGGAUGGCCCUAUCCGACUUGAAUACUACGUGUCGCAUCAGGGUAUUCUCUCUUCUGACCAUAAGCCAUUGGAUGCCGGAUUCACAUUGACUUUUGAAUCUGUGAUUCCGGAAUUGAAAGCCAAGGUACACCAAGAAGUCGUGCGGGAGCUGGACAAGGCCGAGAACGAAGCCCGUCCAGGCCUGACUGUUGUGGUAGAUAAAUAUGAAGAAGACGUCCGGAAUGCCGAGAAAAAAGAAGACCCCAACUCGUUGGAUUUCGGUGGCAUAACGGUUGACGUGCCACUUACCCGUUCGUUGACUGUUGCCAACACCAGCGGCGUACCGGCUACAUUCACGUUUGACAGGCCAAAUCCAGAAGAGAGGCAGUUCAAUUGGCUUGACUAUCGCAUUAGCCUCCGAGCCGAGCCUGAACACGAUGGCAAGAAGCCCAAGACACCUGAACGGGAGAAGACGUUAGUCCCAGGCGAGGUUGCUAACAUCGAGGUCACGGCGCACGUGCAGGAUCUCGAAACGAUUCGUCUGCUGAACCAUGGGCUCGUCAGACUUGAGGAAAUUAUGGUCCUCCGUGUGGCCAAUGGACCGGACCAUUUUAUCUGUGUCUCUGCACAAUGGCUACCUACGUGUUUUGGUCGUAGCGUGGUCGAUCUCACACGCAUGCCUGAAGCAGGCGCACGCAGCUUGGUAGCUCCGCAACCGCCAGAGCAGGCAAAGGACAAGGGCGUCCGCCUCUCUGCCCCCCGCGAACUUUUCCGAUUAACAGAGGCGAUCUCUGAACUCUCCGAACGCGCCGUUGCGGAAUGGGGAAUGACACGAGAUGAUUCCGAAGACAGCACUCCGCCGUGGAAGGCAGAACCAUACGGACCAGGAUGGCCAUUCAACCCAGAAACAUGGACCCUGAAAGGCCGCGACGAGCGCGCACCACUACUAGCUCGUGUCCGGGAAUCGCUAGACACCAACGGCUCCCUGACCUCCAUCUUCGAACCCGAAAUAUCCUCUCUCGAGCGCCUCGAAAUCCUCAGCGAAACCCUAAUGGUCUUCCUCCGCUCCCUAAAUGACGGCAUAAUCACGGUAGACGUCUGGCAAAACAUGAACUCGCAAAUCAUCGCAAGAGAAAAAUCAAAACAAACACCCCUCUCCUGGGAAGAAACACAAGCCUGGGUCCUCGAGAACCUAUCCUACUCCCCCGCCCACAGCGUCUCCUUCACCUUCGUCACCUUCAUGCUCGCGCGUAUCGCCAACGAAGUCGCGCCCGCUCUCUCUAUGCCCCCACCCCGCCCAUCCUCCCACCACCAACACUCCAAGAAAUCCUCCGAAGACAAAAAACGCCAACAAUCACCGCGCAAAACAGAAGGCCAGCAGUCCCAGAAUGCUGCACCGACCCCAACCCCCGCCUCUUCAGCAGCGUUUAUCUCAGCGGGAUCUUUCCGCCGCCAGUCGCGCUCGUUCACUACAUCCUCGUCUUCAUCGUCGUCGACUGAUAGCGGUAAAGCUGCUACGAGCGCUAAUGGGAACAUAGCAACGCAUAGACAGGCCGUCGAAACCGCGUUCGCGAGUAUGUUUGCGAAUCUGCUGAUUUCGAGUGAUGUGCCUGUUCCGUCGAAGGAGAAGGAGAGGAGGGCUCUGGAUGAGCGGAAGAGGAGUGUUGUCGAGCCGUUUUUGAAGAUUAUUGGGGUUGAUAAUGAGGGGCCUUCGGGGGGUGGUUCAUAA